AACAUUAACAAAGAAACUUAUGUCAGACGAAGUAGAUCGUUUGAUCAAAGGCUUAGAACGAUUGGAUUUAAAUCUGUCUUUAAGGCCUGAAAAAUUAACAUGUGAACAAUUUUGUCAUAUUACCAAAAUAUUUUGUGAUAACUCUAUAUCAAUUCCUACAAAUUGA
Molecule: messenger RNA, 166 nt
Organism: Racocetra persica
Lineage: Eukaryota; Fungi; Glomeromycota; Glomeromycetes; Diversisporales; Gigasporaceae
Source: the annotation of a GenBank genome assembly